GUCAACGUUCCCAUUCACUAACAAAAUAAAAACCAACUCCCCACACCCUUUCGUUUCUCUCGUCCAAACACAACCUCCGAUGGCUGCCGGAGCGUCGCUUCCCCUCUCUCUCCAGAUCGCCGAUGCAAUCCUUCUCCUCUUCUUCCUCGUCAUCUCCAUCGCCGCUCCUCUCAUCGACGCGCAGACCUGCCUUCCUACACGCUUCUUCCCCCAAUUCCUCGUCGACCUCAAGUCCUGGCACGCCAAUGAGUACGGUGAUUUUCUCAUGCUUGAGAAGCCCGGCUUCUUCGUCGGCCUCGUCUGGCUCGAGAUCGUCUUCCAGUGGCCGCUCGCCCUCGCCAACAUCGUCGGAAUAAUCGGCAGGAAAUCGUGGUACAGGACCACGUGCCUUAUCUACGGCGUCUCUACUUCCAGUGGAAUGAUUUAAGGGUCAUCUAACCAUCCACAAUGGAGUCCAUCAGAUCAAUGCUCCAGAUCAGACCAUUAACCCCGCUGAAUUCCAUUCGCAUUCUGACGCAUUAGGACCUGAUAAUUCAUCAUUCACAAAUAAAUGUGGAUAAAUGAUUUGGAUAAUUCAAUCAGUGGCCCAUCUACCUACAAUGGAUCAUCUGUUGGUGGGACGGUUGGGAUCAUUCCAUUGUUACGAUUUUUGAGUCAUGGCCCAUUGGAGUCGUAGAUAUUCAAUCCGACGACAGGGAAGGGUGGUUGAGCACAUGGAUGACCAACAGUAAUGAUUUAUGAACCAAUUUGAUUUUCUUAACUUGUAUUGGUAGUUAAUUCAUAGUUCUAGAACUCGGUGAGUUAACUCGACUUAAUGGGAUUUUGAGCAGAGUCAGUAAGAAACAUGACUCAAGUCCUGAUUUAAGAUGACUCGAUGAGUUGGUUCACGGACUCGGUCGAGUUGACUCGAUUCAUAAUGAUGUAAGCUAACUCACGCGCAUGGUUGACGUUUCUAAUUCAAAAACUGACCAUAUGAAACAAAUGCUUAUUAACAACA
Messenger RNA from Magnolia sinica, 997 nucleotides. RefSeq lists its product as uncharacterized. Bases 80 to 427 code for a protein of 115 amino acids. The transcript has 2 exons. Gene Ontology annotation, cellular component: endoplasmic reticulum. NCBI's taxonomy places the organism in Eukaryota, Viridiplantae, Streptophyta, Magnoliopsida, Magnoliales, Magnoliaceae. The record is from RefSeq and is a predicted model, not a curated record.